Molecule: messenger RNA, 3205 nt
Organism: Esox lucius (northern pike)
Lineage: Eukaryota; Metazoa; Chordata; Actinopteri; Esociformes; Esocidae
Product: tripartite motif-containing protein 16-like
Exons: 6
Coding region: 66-1718 (550 amino acids)
Molecular function (GO): protein binding; zinc ion binding
Source: RefSeq, a predicted model, not a curated record
AGGAAGAAUUCAAUUGAAAUGUAACGCAGCUCUUAUUUUCUUGGUCCAUUUGUGUGUGAGUAGAAAUGGCAGAGGCCAUAAAGUCAAUCAGUUGUUCAAUCUGUUUAGGUCUACUGAAGAAUCCCGUGACUAUUCCCUGUGGACACAGCUACUGUAUAGGCUGUAUUAAGGGCUGCUUGGAUCAAAAAGAAUACAAUGGUAUCUGCAGCUGCCCCCAGUGCAGACAGACCUUCAUACCAAGACCUAUUUUAAAAAGGAACGCUACCCUGGCUGUUGUGGUGCGGAAACUCAAGACCAAACGCAAUGCUGCUCCUCCUGGUCAUCAUUAUUCUGGACCUGGAGAUGUGGAGUGUGAUUCCUGUACUGGGAGAAAAGUCAAAGCUGCCAAGUCCUGUUUGGUGUGUCUUACCUCUUACUGUGAGACUCACCUCAAGCCUCACUAUGAAUCUCCUGCCUUUAAAAAGCACAAGUUGGUCAAUGCCUCCACACAACUAAAGGAGAAGAUCUGUUCUCAUCAUGAUAAACUACUGGAGGUUUACUGUCGUACUGAUCAGCAGUGUAUUUGUCCGCUCUGUAUAAUGGAUGAACAUAAAGGACAUGAUAUAGUUUCAGCUGCAGCAGAAAGGACUGACAAACAGAAACAUGUGGGAGAGAAACACCAGAAAUGCCUUAAGAGAAUCCAGGAGAGAGAGAAGGAGAUUCAGGAACUGAGACAGUCUGUGGACUCUCUGAAGCGUUCUGCACAGGCAGCAGUGGAGGACAGUGAGAGGAUCUUUACUGAGUUGAUCUGCUACAUUGAGAAAAGGCGCUCUGAGUUGAAGGAGCUGAUCAGAGCUCAGGAGAAGACUGAAGUGAGUCAAGCAGAACGACACAUGGAACAACUGAAACAGGAGGUUGCUGAGCUGAGGAGGAGAGAUGUUGAACUGAAGCAGCUCUCACACACAGAGGAUCACAUCCAUUUCCUCCAGACUUUCCAGUCUCUCUGUGUCUCUCCUGAAUAUAAGGCCUUACCCAGCAUUACUGUCUAUCCACACAUCCCCUUUGAGCAUGUGAAGAAAUCAGUCUCUGAACUGAGAGAUCAACUACAGGAUGUAUGCAAGAAGGAAAUGGACAAGAUUUCUGGGAAAGUGACAACAUUUCAGAUUGGACUAACUGCUGAGCCCAUGACCAGAGAGGAUUUCUUAACAUAUUCCUGCCAGCUGACAUUGGAUCCCAAUACAGCAUAUCAGUACCUGUGUCUGUCUGAGGGGAACCGAAAGGUGACAUGCAGUGAUAAGGUCCAGUCUUAUUCUGACUGUCCAGACAGAUUUAACUUCUAUAGCCAGGUGUUGAGUUUAGAGGGCCUGUCUGGAGUCAGUUACUGGGAGGUAGAGUGGAGUGGGGAAACAGUUGGUAUAGCCGUCUUAUAUAAAGAGAUCAGCAGGAAAGGAAGAGGCUAUGAUUGUUGUUUCGGACGUAAUGAUCAGUCCUGGAGGUUAUACUGCUCUACAUCAGGCUGCAAUUUCUGGCACAAUAAUAACAAGACUAAUAUCCCUGUCCCCUGCUCCUCCAGAGUAGGAGUGUAUCUGGACCACAGGGCAGGAACUCUGUCCUUCUACAGUGUUUCUGACACAAUGACCCUCCUCCACAGAGUCCAGACCACAUUCACUAAGCCACUCUAUCCUGGGUUCUUAACUUAUAGUGGAACGUCUGUGAAGAUACUGACACCUAUUCAGUGAUACAUGUAAAAAGUAUGCUGGUACACCACAUAGUUUUGGCGCAUACAUCUCACUUUUUCCUGUUUCAUGUGAGUACUGUAUGUAUUGCUGUGGCUAUUUGUUUGGUGCUGUCUAGUCUAUUGUUUGCUGUUUAGUCCCUGUUUGACCUUUGUGUUUUGUUUGUCCCUGGGAUUUUUUUUUUUUUUUUUAGCAUGUCACCCUAGGAAAACGUUGUCUAAAAACAGUUUAGAACUGAGCGGACCACCCACUGUAUAUUUGUAUUGGUUAGUAGUUAGUUAAGCGGUUCUUGGGGCAGGCAAGUUCAGUUUAGGGGUUUUUCACUAUAAUAUAUAAUCACUAUAAAGAGAGCAGAAAGUGACAUUGAGAGAGCAGAAACACAAGCCGCUUAAGAGAAGAACCAGUCGCGCAAGAGUAUAAACAUUGUGAGAGCGCAGACAUUGUGAUGUGGAAUUUCUCUACGACUUCUCAAAAUUCACCUGCCCCUUCUCGAAACCAGAUGCUAUCCAGUGAUUGGUCAUUUGUGAAUGAAUGUCUCUUUUUGGUGAACAAUGAGAGCCGAUUCGCAGGUCAAGUGAAAGCGGGGGCAGCAAACACACAAAGGAUUGAAAUAAUAUUGUCUGACGUGUGUAUGUGGGUAAUAUUUAUUGUAAUAUAACAGAAAUGUUUCAUAUUCAGUGCAUUGCAUUGUCAUAGCAACAAAGAACAGACAGGCUCAUUUAUCUAAGGUUUCACAUACAUGGGAUAUAAACAUUUCUAAACACUUAUCCAUACAUGAUGUGACAGACACACACAAGAUCACACAGAAAGUCAAAAGCAUGAGGUAAUCCAGGAGAAAGGGAGUGAAGAGGAGGAGAGCAGGACAAAGGGGGGAAGCAGGAGAAGAAGUAGGAAUGACUAGAAUAUCUGCAGUGAAUCUAUGUAGUUAUCUAGUGAAGAGUUCCUGGUAUAUUCUUAUAGUGCAUCUCCAUAUGAGUAAUGCUUUUAAACUAGUUGUUAUUACAUGGUGUCUACUUUUAGUUCCCUCCUUUAGUUACCUCUAUGUAGAUUGUGGACAUGAAUGAUUUGAACCUGUGAUAAGUGAGUCUGUCUGUCUCCCUUGUGACUACAGUUCAGAUUGAACUCUGUCCUUCUACAGUGUCUCUGAUACAAUUACCCUCCUCUACAGAGUCCAAACCACAUUCAUUCAGCCACUCUGUCCUGGUUUCUAUAUUUAUAAUGGAACAUCUGUGAAGAUACUGGCACCUACUCAGUGAUACAUCUAACAGUAUGCUGGUAUUGUAUUGAUCACAUUACUAGGAGACCUUGGUGAUAAAUGAUUUAUUGACUGUGGUUAAUAAGCCUGGGGAAGGGAAGGGAAUUGCUGGAUUAUUUUGGUGUCAUGUUUAUGUUCCUUUUUUGUUCUAUUUGUAUUUUUGGGGUUGCUUUGGUACUAUUAUCAAUACAAUGUUGUGGUCUUUCAGACCCAUUAAAUUUUGCAUUCAAACCAA